Messenger RNA from Monascus purpureus, 1191 nucleotides. NCBI's taxonomy places the organism in Eukaryota, Fungi, Ascomycota, Eurotiomycetes, Eurotiales, Aspergillaceae. The record is from the annotation of a GenBank genome assembly.
CAUAGGAGAACCAUUAUUAUACUACGGCCAAUCCCAGGCUGAAUGAACACGUAUUCCCGACUGCUUUUCCCAAAACAGCUCCGUCACCGCCGGUUCUACAAUCAUCACGUCAAGAUGGUACAGCGCGAUAUUAGCAUUCCUAGAGAGGAUUCCAUUCCUCAUGAGGUGCGAACUUCCUCAGAGCCAAGACAGAACAGAUUAUACAAUGCUCGGCUUUCGUGUAUCCACCAAGUCAAUCCAAAUGUCCGGCUACUUCGGUUGACGAUCCCACAGGAUCAGGGCGACGAACUGGAUAAACAACAGCCCUUCACAUUUCUCCCAGGACAAUGGCUGGAUGUGCAUAUCCCCUCCAUUCCCCAGGCUGGCGGAUUUACCAUCACAUCAACGCCAGCCGAUGCGCAGGUCCUACCAUCUCCAGCGCCCCCGACAGAAUCCCUCUCCGUUGAGGAAGAGGGGGUACCACCUGUAGGUCCCCGCGGGAGGGAGCCGUACGUGGAAUUGGCGGUGCAGGAAUCACCGUCCAGCCCUCCGGCUGCGUGGCUCUGGAGGCCCAAGGAGGAAAUUCUGGGAAAGCAGCUGAGUAUCCGCGUCGGAGGUAGUUUUGUCUGGCCUCCAUCCGGGAUCGAUCUGGGACAGAUUACGAAUAUUGUAUUCGUUGCUGGGGGUGUCGGGAUCAAUCCCCUGAUCUCUAUUCUGUCCCAUCUGAAUGACAACGACCCAUCCUCCACCCUCCCACACCAAUCAAACAUCCACUUUCUCUACUCGACUCGCCUUUCCCAGGUUCCAACCACACAUAAAACCGCUUCAUCUGGGACUGUUGAAACCACUCUGAACCAGAUCCUCUUCCUGCCCCGUCUCCGUCAGAUCGCCCAGUCAUUAUCUCAGUCGGGACGUCUCCGGGUCUCUCUGGACCUGUUCAUCACUAACUUAUCACCUCGGUCAACGGAACACCCGGUUAGUGCUCUGUUGGAAUCACCACCGACGGAUUUUGGCAUCCAUCCACGGAGGAUGCACAAGCAGGAUCUUCGGGAUGCUGUUUCUGUUUCCAGGCUGGAUAGGGGCAAGCAAUCAACGGUAUGCUAUGUGUGCGGACCGCCGAAUAUGACCGAUGAAGUUGUGGGUGUGUUGAAUGAAAUGCUUGGGGACGAUGAUGAUGCGAGGAGUCGUAUACUUUAUGAGAAGUGGUGGUGA